AUGCCCACCCCCAAGCGCUUCCCGACGCUGGUGCAGCUGGAGCAGCGGGAAGGGGCGCUGUUCCAGAUGCUCAGUAACAUCACCAAGCGGCCCUAUUGGUUCCAGUCCGAGUACUUUAAGAGUCCGAAGGCAGUUCAUCUUGAGGCUUGGCUGGUGGAAGCGAUCUAUGGCCCGGGCGGAGAGCACAUCCCGCACGUCGAGUGUGUAUCGCAGACCCUGCUUCGCAUUAAUCAGUGGGACCUUGAAGGUGAGGCUGAGAUCUUGAUAUUUGGUCGGCCUUCUUACCAAAAGGACGUGUCCAAGAUGAUCAUGAACUUGACUUACUAUCACCGCCAACUCCAAGCGCAAAGCUCAGGAAAGAACGCUGCCCAGGACACCGAGACCCAGAACUCCCCGCUGCAGUCAGGGAGGCGGCGACCCAGCGGUCCCCCGGCGCGGCCCGGGAGGCGGCGACCCAAAGCUCCCCCGAUGCCACCCUGGUCCCUGUUCCCAGGUUAUGAAGUUAUUUCGAGGCCUGGAGUGAGAGCCAGGCAAGGUUUAAGCAGAAACCCCUAUCUGGAGGGUGGUGUGAGUUACUCUUGCUUUCACCUCCUCCCCUCCCCUCCCCCAUGUUAA
Molecule: messenger RNA, 615 nt
Organism: Pteronotus mesoamericanus
Lineage: Eukaryota; Metazoa; Chordata; Mammalia; Chiroptera; Mormoopidae
Product: KH domain-containing protein 3-like
Exons: 1
Coding region: 1-615 (204 amino acids)
Cellular component (GO): protein-containing complex
Molecular function (GO): RNA binding
Source: RefSeq, a predicted model, not a curated record